Molecule: messenger RNA, 474 nt
Organism: Meloidogyne enterolobii
Lineage: Eukaryota; Metazoa; Nematoda; Chromadorea; Rhabditida; Meloidogynidae
Source: the annotation of a GenBank genome assembly
AUGGAAGAACUAAAGAAUUUCAAACCUAUUGAUUUAUAUGAAAAAUUACGUUUGAGUGAUAAUGAUUUCGAUGCAUGGCUUGAGAAGCUUGGACUUCUUCAUGGAAAGAGAACUUGCUACAAAUGUGGGGGUCGAACAACAAUAAGUGUUAAGAAAGACGAAAGAUAUGGAUGUUGGCGGUGUACAACCAAAAAUUGUAGAGCAAGACAAGGGAUGUUCUCUUGUUUGGAAUUUGGAAAAGUCAACAAUCCUGUUAUUCAGAAUAUUUAUGAUCUUUACAGUUUUCAACUAAUCCCAGUCAUUGGACAACUUUUAGUUGGUGAUUUUAAUAGUUACAAAUAUUUGGUUGAAAGUAUUCGUGUCUUUCCUGAUCAACAAAAAUUCUCAAAAAUGGUUAAAGAAGCAGGUUUUAAUAAUGUUACUUUUGAAGAAUUAAAUUUUGGAAUUUGUAAUAUUUAUUGUGGAAGUAAAUAA